AUUUUCAACACUCUCAUACUUGAUCAUAUCCCACCUCUAAUUACCAAUUACCAUGGCUUCCUUGUUCAAUCACCAUCCCUUCAUUUGCUCCCUCCUCAUCAUCUAUAUCAUCUCCACCACCACCACCACCACCAAUGCCGCCGCCACCUUCCGCCCCAAAGCACUACUCCUCACAGUCUCAAAGGACUCCUCCACCCUCCAAUACACAACAAAACUCAUCCAAAGAACUCCACCAGUACCAGUAACCUUAACACUCGACCUAGGUACUCCGUCCACAUGGGUUCUUUGUGGAAACCGCUACGUCUCCUCCACGUACCGUCCUGCUACUUGCGGCUCUACCCAAUGCACACUAGCAAACUCCAAAAUUUGUAGAACGUGCCCUCCUCCAGCUAGACCCGGGUGUAACAACAACACAUGUAGAAGUCUUUCUCUAAACAACCCCUUCACCAACAUCACCCCACGCAGAGGCGGCGAGCUAGCUACCGACAUAGUCCGUAUCAACUCCACUGACGGGUCUAACCCGGGCCAACUAGUAACCAUACCCAAGUACCUCUUUGUUUGUGCGCCCAAGUCCUUGUUACAAGGCCUAGCAAAAGGAGUGUCUGGGGUUGCUGGCCUAGGGAAGUCCAAACUCUCUCUCCCUUGUCAAUUUUCCUCAGCUUUCCGUAUCCCUCAAAAAUUCGCGCUAUGCUUAGCUCCCCUUAGGGAAAACGGCGUCGUCUUUAUCGGGGACGGACCUUACAAUUUCUCCCCUAAUAUAGAUGUUACAACCUUGCUUUCUUACACUCCCCUUAUCCAUAACCCGGCCCGAUCCGGGAACUACUUCAUAGGAGUACAAGGAAUCAAAGUUGGAGGAAAGGAAGUUCCGUCAAUAAACAAGUACUUGUUAUCUAUAAAUAGAAAGGGAAGUGGUGGAACCAUGAUAAGUGUUAAUCAUCCAUACACUCUUUUGGAAACUUCUAUUUAUAAGGCUGUCACUACUGCCUUCGAUCAACAACUGAGAAACUCAUCUUUCCCAGCUAGAAGAGUCAAUCCGGUCGCGCCAUUCAAGCUGUGUUACGAUCCUACAUCGCUCAGUUUCACAAGGAUUGGGCCCGUAGUACCCGAUAUUGAUCUUGUGUUACAGAGCGAGGACGUGUUCUGGAGGAUAGCAGCGACGAACUCCAUCGUGCGGGCUAGUGAUAAUGCGUAUUGUCUUGGUUUAAUGGAUGGUGGAAAGAACCCAAGGACGUCAAUCUUAAUAGGAGGGUUUCAAAUUGAGGAUAAUUUGUUGGAGUUUGAUCUAAAUAAGUCUAGGCUUGGGUUCACUUCUUCUUUGAUUUAUGAUCGGAUCAGAUGCUCAUUCUUCAACUUCACGUCUAAUGUAUUAUAAGUAAAAAAUAAAAUGUAAGAUUAGAUGACGCUUAAUUAUGUAUGCAAGUCACAUGGAAGUGUCUAGAAGUUGGCAAUUGUAUGCUAGAAUACCAAUAAAUAAAGUUAUGAAUUUUAUGAGAAA
Spinacia oleracea (spinach) is the source of this 1495-nucleotide messenger RNA. RefSeq names its product probable aspartic proteinase GIP2. Lineage: Eukaryota; Viridiplantae; Streptophyta; Magnoliopsida; Caryophyllales; Amaranthaceae. The record is from RefSeq and is a predicted model, not a curated record. Gene Ontology annotation, biological process: proteolysis. The transcript has a single exon. Bases 53 to 1372 code for a protein of 439 amino acids. Gene Ontology annotation, molecular function: aspartic-type endopeptidase activity.